Messenger RNA from Bactrocera dorsalis (oriental fruit fly), 5756 nucleotides. RefSeq names its product ankyrin-3. The record is from RefSeq and is a predicted model, not a curated record. Gene Ontology annotation, molecular function: protein binding. Gene Ontology annotation, biological process: regulation of cardiac muscle contraction; protein localization to T-tubule. Gene Ontology annotation, cellular component: T-tubule. Lineage: Eukaryota; Metazoa; Arthropoda; Insecta; Diptera; Tephritidae.
GGCGAUGGAAACACGUCAUUUCUACGUGCUGCCAGAGCUGGUAAUCUAGAACGAGUUUUGGAACAUUUAAAAAAUAAUAUUGACAUUAACACCAGCAACACUAAUGGCUUGAAUGCACUGCAUUUGGCUUCGAAGGAUGGACACACGCAUGUCGUUUCCGAGCUGUUAAAGCGUGGCGCUAUUGUGGAUAGUGCAACAAAGAAGGGCAACACCGCACUACAUAUUGCUUCGCUUGCCGGGCAGGAGGAGGUGGUGAAACUGUUGCUGGAACAUAAUGCCGCCGUGAAUGUACAGUCGCAGAAUGGCUUUACACCACUCUAUAUGGCAGCGCAGGAGAACCACGAUUCUGUUGUGAAGCUGCUAUUGGCCAACGGCGCCAAUCAAAGCUUGGCUACCGAGGAUGGGUUCACGCCGCUGGCAGUGGCCAUGCAGCAAGGACACGACAAAGUCGUCGCCGUGCUCUUGGAGAGCGAUACACGCGGUAAGGUGCGUUUGCCUGCAUUGCAUAUUGCGGCUAAGAAAGACGAUGUGAAGGCCGCCACACUACUUCUAGAUAACGACCACAAUCCUGACGUGACUUCCAAAUCUGGCUUUACACCGUUGCACAUUGCUUCCCACUAUGGCAAUCAAGCCAUCGCCACCUUACUCAUACAAAAGGGUGCCGACGUCAAUUUCGCCGCUAAGCACAAUAUCAGUCCGUUGCAUGUUGCCGCAAAAUGGGGUAAAACAAACAUGGUUUCCUUGCUGUUGGAGAAAGGUGCUAAUAUAGAGGCCAAAACACGCGAUGGUUUAACCCCGUUGCAUUGUGCGGCUCGUUCCGGUCACGAGCAAGUUGUCGACAUGCUAUUGGAGCGCGGCGCCCCGAUUAGCGCUAAAACGAAGAACGGUCUCGCACCGCUGCAUAUGGCCGCGCAGGGUGAGCAUGUAGAUGCCGCACGCAUUUUACUCUACCAUCGCGCACCCGUUGAUGAAGUCACCGUGGACUAUUUGACGGCGCUACAUGUGGCAGCGCAUUGCGGGCAUGUGCGUGUCGCUAAGCUUUUGCUUGAUCGCAAUGCCGACGCCAAUGCACGUGCGCUCAACGGUUUCACGCCGCUGCACAUUGCCUGCAAGAAGAAUCGCAUAAAGGUCGUCGAGUUGCUGCUGCGCCACGGCGCUAGCAUUAGUGCCACAACGGAGAGCGGCUUGACGCCGCUGCACGUAGCGGCUUUUAUGGGCUGCAUGAACAUUGUCAUCUACUUGCUGCAACAUGACGCCAGUCCAGAUGUGCCGACCGUGCGCGGGGAGACCCCACUACACUUGGCCGCACGUGCAAAUCAGACUGAUAUUAUACGCAUUUUGCUGCGCAAUGGUGCUCAAGUGGAUGCACGUGCACGUGAACAGCAAACGCCGUUGCACAUCGCCUCGCGUCUCGGUAACGUAGAUAUUGUCAUGCUAUUGCUGCAGCAUGGCGCUCAGGUGGAUGCCACCACCAAAGAUAUGUACACUGCUUUGCAUAUUGCGGCCAAAGAAGGUCAGGAUGAGGUCGCUGCCGUUUUAAUCGAAAAUGGCGCAGCCUUGGAUGCUGCCACGAAAAAGGGCUUUACACCAUUGCAUUUGACAGCCAAAUAUGGACACAUCAAGGUUGCUCAAUUGUUGUUGCAAAAGGAGGCAGAUGUGGACGCACAGGGAAAGAACGGUGUUACACCUUUGCAUGUGGCCUGUCACUAUGAUAAUCAGAAGGUCGCUCUUUUGCUGCUGGAGAAAGGUGCCAGCCCGCAUGCUAUAGCUAAAAACGGGCAUACACCGUUACAUAUUGCGGCACGUAAAAAUCAAAUGGACAUUGCUACAACGCUUUUGGAGUACGGCGCACAGGCAAAUGCCGAGAGCAAAGCCGGUUUCACACCAUUGCAUUUGAGUUGUCAGGAGGGGCACGCUGAGAUAUCGAACUUGCUAAUCGAGCAUAAGGCCGGUGUAAAUCAUCCUGCCAAGAAUGGUCUAACACCAAUGCAUUUGUGUGCCCAAGAAGACAACGUGAAUGUUGCUGAAAUCUUGCAACGCAACGGCGCCAACAUCGACAUGGCCACUAAAGCCGGCUAUACACCACUGCAUGUGGCCGCACAUUUCGGUCAGGCAAAUAUGGUGCGCUUUUUGUUGCAUCACGGCGCCAAUGUAGACGCGGCCACAUCUAUCGGUUAUACACCAUUACAUCAAACUGCUCAGCAAGGACAUUGCCACAUCGUUAAUCUGCUUUUGGAGCAUAAGGCGAAUGCCAACGCUCAGACGGUUAAUGGACAGACCCCGUUACACAUUGCACGCAAACUGGGUUACAUAAGCGUUUUGGAUUCGUUGAAGUCGAUCACAAAUGAUCCGGAUGCGGCAGCACAAACUCAAACUGACGAGAAGUAUCGUGUCGUUGCACCGGAGGCAAUGCAUGAAUCAUUUAUGUCCGAUUCGGAAGAAGAAGGCGGUGACACAAACGAUUGGGAUCCUUGUUAUGGCAUUAAGGGUGAUCAAAAUACGAAUGAAGACCACGUUUACCUUCCAUAUUACCAGGGCGAAGCAUUCUUUAUGUCUAGCGAAGAUAAUAUGUUAUCCGAUCAGCCUUACCGUUAUUUGACAGUUGAUGAAAUGAAAUCCUUAGGCGAUGAUUCCUUGCCAAUCGAUGUUACACGUGAUGAACGCAUCGACUCCAAUCGCAUGAUGACCCACAGUGCUGAGUAUGCUGGUGGAGUCGGAGGCCCAUCGCAACCGCAGGCCAUCGCAGAAGAGCUUAUAAGCCCACACAAGGCUCAAGUACAUGGCAUUGGGAAAUCAUAUGUGGACGGCAUUUAUAUGGGUAAUGGUCUCAACGAGGAACAAAAGUAUAUGAGCCGAAAACUUUCCUGGAAAAGUUUCCUUGUAUCGUUUCUGGUGGAUGCUCGCGGUGGUGCCAUGCGUGGCUGCCGUCACAGUGGCGUACGCAUGAUUAUACCUUCGCGCUCCACUUGCCAGCCAACGCGUGUGACUUGCCGUUAUGUCAAACCGCAGCGCACCAUGCAUCCACCCCAGCUAAUGGAGGGCGAAGCUUUAGCCAGUCGCGUGUUGGAGCUGGGUCCGGUGUCCACCAAGUUUAUCGGUCCCGUUAUCAUGGAAGUACCACAUUUUGCUUCGCUCCGUGGCAAAGAACGCGAAAUUAUAAUUUUGCGCUCCGAUAAUGGCGAAACUUGGCGGGAGCACACCGUCGACAAUUCGGAAGAAAUCAUGCAUGAUGUGCUGCAACAAUGUUUCGAACCCGAAGAAAUCGCACAACUUGAGGAGCAAGGUGGCAAUCAUGUCUGUCGAUUUGUUACCUAUGACUUUCCACAAUACUUCGCUGUGGUCUCGCGUAUACGCCAAGAGGUGCAUGCCAUCGGACCCGAGGGAGGCAUGGUAUCCAGUACAGUGGUGCCACAAGUGCAAGCUGUUUUCCCGCAAGGUGCACUCACCAAAAAGAUCAAAGUGGGCUUGCAGGUAAAUCUCUUUAAACCACGCAAAGGUGUUGCACCAGAAAAAUUGCGCAAAAUCAGCGUUAAUCAUGUUCCAAAGAAGAAGCGUUUCUCACUUAUUUGGUAAACUGCAUAUGUAAUAGAAUUAUUACUAGCUAUACGCAAAACGCUUACGCAUAUACAUAUGUAUAAGCAAGAAUAUAUAUUCAACAUAAAAAAACUUUAAAAAUUAGCAUAAAAAUAGAACAACAUAACGUUACAGUUAAAUAUAUAUCAAUUAUUCUUAUGAUCAUUUAUAAUAUCAUAAAACAUAAUCAAAAUGCAUUUAUAUUAUGGAGAAUACAUAACCCAAACUACCAUAGUGGUGAACGAUUUGGACCUAAACUUAAGAUAUGGUUAUGCGCCAUAAUGUCAGCAUCCAACAGAAUGUAGUGCAGUUAGUAUGUUUUGGAGUUAUUGUUACUUUAUAAAAAAAACCUUCGGUUUACCGAAUGAUUGCUAUUUUGCGUAAUCUGAAGGGAUAUUUUUCAGAAUAAGUCACUUAUAUUGCAAGAAGUAAAUAAUUAAUUCUUCGUAAAUCAACUAUUUGUGGUCUACUUUCUGCAAAUUAAGUUAGCGAUGAACUCGGAAUUCAGUAUGUACCAGCUGGUCUAUCACUUCAAACUAGCCUAAAUAUAGCUUAGUAGAUAUUACUUAUCGCUCUUAUGAGUCAAGAAGAUUGCUAACAAUUUGAUUUCAAAUAGGCGAGAAUUUACAAUUUAUAAUUUUAGUUAGAAAAAGUGCACGUUAUAAAGAUAAAUAAAUGCAGCGCAACGAUAAUAUUCAAAUAAAAAGAGCAUAGUUUACAAAAAUGGUCCAUAUGGUGAAAUAACUGAAAAUCAAAUAGAAAAAGUGGCUGGUAAACUAAGGUGAAAUGAAAUUGAAUGGAAUUAUUAAUCAACAGGCGAAGCAAAAUCAUUCAUAGCGAAGAGGCACAGUUUUGCGAAUCUUUGCUAUAAGAUUAUCAAAAUGCUAAACGGAUUAUAAAUUUUUCUGAUAUUGAUUUAAAAGUCCAAUUUUGAUUAUAUGCUACCAUAUUUAUAAAGCUAUACUCUCCUCCAUAACAUCUUUCCUUUAUAAAUUAUCAAGUAAAAAUUUGUGAGAUGAAAUAUUUGAAAGAAAGCAAUGCAAUUUAUUAUCCACAGGCUAGAAAUAAAACAUGGAAUAAUAUUUAAAUACAUAAAUCUAAAAUAUAAAAAAAUGGUCUAAUCGAAUAAGUAAAGUCUACUAUGUAUUAACAAACGCACUAUUACAUUUAGAAAAUUUAGACUCGUUUGAGUAAUAUUUGUAUUUGUUCUAUCCUAUUCAACAUACAAUAUGUAUGUUUGUGUAUGGACGUAUAUAUGUAUGUAUCACUUGUAUGUUCUAUACCUUACAUUAAUUAGUCAUUACUCAAUAUAUCUAACUAUAAUUAAAGUUAAACUUAAUGGACAAAUCAAAAAUACCCAAUAAAUUUAGUUUCAAUAUAAACUUUAAAACAAAAUGUUUUUUUUUUGUUGUUGGUGUGCAUUUACUUAAACGUUUUACACUUCUAAGAAGUGGUACACAGCAAGCGUGCGGUGCAAUAAUAAGAUGCAAUGCCUCUAAAAUGUCACAACACAAAUUCACACAGUAAAUAGUUUAUGCAAUUGGGUCUGGAUUAGUGUGCCUCGAAUGUGCCAAAGCAACUUACAAAUAAUAUAACGCAUAUAAUCGUAUACAAAAUGAUUUUUCAACGGCCCUUAAGAAGAUAAUUAUUAUUAUAAUUAGAAUAACUUAACAAAUAGAAGUAAAAGGUUCAUUAACAAUGUAGUUUUUAAAGUUUAUUUGAUAACUAAAUUUAUUGGGAAGCUAAUGGGCCUGAACAUUUGUAAUACCACAAGUCGCUGAUGCAUGUAAUAGACAACACCACAUUAUAUUAAACAAGUGAGAGCUUUACAUACUUAUGUACAUAUGAGGUACGCUUCCAUGUGUGUAUAUAGGAAAAUGUUCAGCAAUUAGCUCAGAAGCCCAAACAGCUUCUAUUAUUUCAUAUAAACACAUAAAAUUCAAUGGAAAUAUAAUAUAAUCUAUAAGUAACGUAAAUCACAAAAUUUUUGUACAAUUUCGUUCUAAAUUCUAUAAAUUAUCUUUAGUUAAGCAAAUGCAUACCUUUGUCGCUUCAAUACGCUCUACUUGCUUUGUGCUUCUUUUCGCAACACUUGUAUUUUAGUCUUAAGUGGCCAUUUUCAUGUUGAAAUAAUCAUUUGUAUAUAGUACAUACAUAUAAGAACAGAACGCUAAGUUAGCGAA